Messenger RNA from Suillus fuscotomentosus, 2184 nucleotides. RefSeq names its product exocyst complex component Sec6-domain-containing protein. Bases 1 to 2184 code for a protein of 727 amino acids. NCBI's taxonomy places the organism in Eukaryota, Fungi, Basidiomycota, Agaricomycetes, Boletales, Suillaceae. Gene Ontology annotation, biological process: exocytosis; exocyst localization. The record is from RefSeq and is a predicted model, not a curated record. Gene Ontology annotation, molecular function: SNARE binding. The transcript is spliced from 5 exons. Gene Ontology annotation, cellular component: exocyst.
AUGGCUGCCCCGCAGGUAUCUGCUGCGCAAGCCAUCGGCGAGUACCUCCAGUCUCCUGACGAUCUCCUCAAAAUCUCAGCAUUCCGGAAGAAACUGGAGAAAGAGAAGGCUUCAAUUGAUGCCAGACUCAAAAGUGGCGUCAAAGAGCAGCUUGAUGCAACUCGGGAGGGGCUCACGAAAUUGCUUGGGACGCGAAACAACGUUCAGGUCAUAAAGGAGGAGAUGCAGAUUGUGGACAGGAUGUGCUCCGACCCUCAAAAUGUUGUGUCAACCUUCGACCAGAUCAGCAGGGUGUCUAUGGUGCACAGGAAUUUCGAACAGACGGAGGAGAUGGUCAACAAUCUGCUGGAGAUGAACUCGAAGCUCGAUGUACUGGAGGAAUUAUUGGAAGUGGAGAGCAGGAUCAUCAUUGGGCCCGCUCCUAAUCUCCUUCCAAUCCACUUUCACAUCAACCGUCUGGAGGCAUUCCGAAAUCAGACCAUGCAUCAAGCAAAGAAAGCUUCUGCCAACUCGCGCCAGAAACUUGCGCGUAUGUUUGAGCGGUUGAACAAGCUCAUUGAAAACUUCGAGACAUACAUCAUGGAGUUAGCCUGCAAUGUGCUGCCACUUGUUCGUGCAGGGUAUCCGCAAGUUGUGGUAAAGCUCAUAAAGAUCGCGGAGCUCGAGGCACGGGAAGACGAAAAGGCUAUCGCUAUUAGGCUCGUCAAAAAAGCUGCCAAGAUGGAUGCAGCAUCUAAAUUCAAGUCCAUGCAGGCAAAUGCCCGUAUCAUUAAGCACUACCGCUCUAAAGUAACCAAAGCCAUAUCGGACUCUAUUAAGGCUAAUUUUGACGACGCAUAUACGCGACAUCAGCACGACCCUGGCGCCUUUCUCGGUGGCCUUAGUUGGAUAUAUCAAGACCUCAUCCGCAUCGAAAGCGAUGUGGUACCAUGCUUUCCGCCGAACUACGAGAUGCAUGCGUUCUAUAUCAAAGACAUCAUGCUCGACCUUCAUGCAUGGAUUAAGGAGUACAAGAAGAGCAUGACAGAGUUGAAUGUAGCUCCGGAGCUCCUUGAUCCACCGUUGCUCGGCGGCGAGGAGCAGAGCCUUAUCGAGGACUACUUAAAAUUGAUCGUCAAGAAGCUCGAUGAAUGGUCUACGAACCUGAUGAAGACAGAGAUUCAGGAGUUCAUCACGCGCUCGGAUCCACCUGAAGUGGACAGCGAUGGACUCUAUGGCACGCAGGGCGCGGUUAUCCUGUUCCAGAUGGUGAACCAACAAAUCGAUGCAGCGACAGAAAGUGGUCAAGGAACUAUCCUUGCUCGUGUGGUGGGCGAGGUGAAUCGAGUUAUGCGGAACAUACAGGAUCAAUGGACCAAAGUUGUUGAGGCAGAGCUGAAGAAGCAGACGGAGAAACCGGAGGAGGUCGUCGGGGGUCUGGCAGAGUAUUGCAUUGCACUUGCCAACGACCAGAUCAAGUCCGCCGAUAACACCGAGGCGCUUCUAGGACGACUCGAACCCCUUGUAUCAGAGAAAUACCGAACGCCCAUUAGUGAGAAGCUUAAUGACGCCAUUGAUGGAAACUUGGAUGUUGCGAAGAAAUGCAUCCAGACAUUCAUUGAUAUUAUCCUCAACGACUUGAAGCCCGCGACUAAGCAACUUUUCCAGCCAACAUGGUACGACGGUAUCAUGGAACAGAUCGUGCUUACGAUGCGGGAUUACAUGGCCGAUCAAUCUUAUAUCAAUCCAUCACUCCUCGAGCUUCUUGUCGAGUAUCUGCUUGACGCCUUCCUGGUUACUUAUCUUACUGCACUCGCCAACUGCCCAAAACUACGCAUACCAGCAGCAACGGAGCGCAUCAAAGAGGACAUCAGUACUGUGUUCUCCUUCUUCAGCGGGUUCAAACCCACCAAAGAGAUCGAGCCAUACUUUGAGGUAGUGGACUUGAUUUUAGCGAUGUUGGAAGCGUCUAAAAGCAUGGCAUUCCUGUCGUUUUGGGCCUUCGCGAAAGUACACGGGCCAUGUAUACCGUUUGUGGAAGGAUUGAUGAAAGUUCGGGGAGAUCUCGAUCGUUCUGCUGUCAGCGAAGUCAUGGAUAGCAUCAAGCGGAAAGUAAAAGAUGAAGGCCUAACUGAUCCUCCGGAGCCGACGAUCAUGAAGAAGAUAACGGUUCAAAGCACGCUAUCACGUUUCUUGCGGACAUAA